AAACUGUGAAGGAUUUUGAUAAUAAACACGGUUUAGUGAGAAAAUAAGUAUUUUUAUCUAUUUAUUUUAUCAUGGCUAUAGUAGAAGACGAGGUUAGAAAUGAAUCGGAAGAAGAAAAUGAGAUAGAAGUGGUGGAAGAAGAUGACGGCGACCGAGAUUCAGACGAUUCGGAGGAUGAGGAGUAUGAUGAUGUUCUUGAGAGAAAAAUUGCUGAGCUAGAACAGCGCAUUGCUGAAUAUCCAUACAAUUAUGAUGACCAUAUAGAAUUGAUACAGGUUUUAUGGUAAUUUUUUAACUACCUAAGGUAUAAUUUGGAAUAUCUAUAGUAAUUAAAGUAAGCCUAUUUGAGCUACUAUUAUACAUACCUACAUUAAAGUCUAUACACAAUCAUUAUAAAGUUUCACAAUCACUGUUAAUUGAUGUUAGUAUACAUAUUUUUAUUAAGGGAACUAUCGGAGCUUGAUCGUUGGCGGAGUGCAUUUGAUCGGCUGCAACAAGUGGCAGUGUUGCAGCCCGAGCAUUGGUUGCGGCGACUGCAGACAGAAGUUACCCUGGCACACUCUGAAGAGGCACGAACACAUAUUGCAGAAUUGUUUCAACAAGCUACUCUGGAUUGUUACUCCAUUCCGAUCCUGAGUGAAUGGUGCACUUGGUCUAUAAGUAGUGGAGACACUGAUGCAGCUCGCACCCAUAUUGAUGAAGUGUUGCGUCGAGCUGGCGCCGAUCCCCUCUCAGGCAAAAUUUUUUGGGACGCUAAAUUGGAGUUAGAGAAAGCACAGCUUGAGACUAUGAGUGAGGAAAAUCCUGAAUAUAAAGCUCAACAAGAGCGCGUGCUAUUUUGCCUCGAGGAGACAGUGUCGAGGCCUCUGCUUCGUAGUGACGAGGCGUGGCAGCCGCUGGAAGAGCUAGCGGCAUCUUUGCACGACCAGAAGUACGUCGACAAGGUAAAAAAACAACAUGAGGCUGCAUUGGAUUAUUUGCAAAAAAUAACAUCAUUUGAGGACAAGUUGUUGACUAUUGAUUUAUGUUUAAUUGUCCUAAAUUGCAGAAAUCAAGAAGAUAAAUACAAGUUGUAUCAAGAGUAUAUAGAUACAGUUAAAGAAUUGUCUCAAGACGAAAAAUAUGGAGAAUGUGAUAGCGACGGUAUAUUGAAGGUGCUAUACGAUCGUGCUACUACAGAAUGCUCGUCAUGUUCGGGCGUGUACAGUUUGUUGCAUUCGUUCGCUCAACACGUGCACCGUUGUUCAUCGCGUACUACGUAUUGUCGCGUGCUGGACGCCUGCACGAGACGAUGCCCUCGACGAUAUACUUUCUGGACAAUGAAAAUGCAACAAGCCGAACACGAGAAGAAGUCCUUCGAUGAGGUAAAGGCUAUAUUCGAGAAGGCAAUAUCUAAAGGCAUGGAGACUUACAAAGACGCAGAGAUGCUGUGGCUCAGUUACUUGGAGUACGUGAGACGACAGACUAGCUUCGACAAUGAUGACGACGUACAGAAACUGAGACAGACGUUUAGGUUGGCUUGGGACUCGCUUGCCGAGGCUUGGGGUGAAGAAGCGAACGAUUGUGAGGUUCCGUUGUAUUGGGCACGUCUCGAGUAUCGACGUAUGAAUGACCCCAAGCAGGGUAAAGAGAUCUUCGAGGAAAUAUUCAAAUACGGUGAGAACAAAACUCUAUGUAAGUACUGGGAGGCUUUCAUACACAUGGAAUGUGAUCGUAAGCCGCCAAUGUCCGAGAACAAACGUAGGGAUUUAUAUCGUCGCGCACUACGGUUCGUAGCGGACUACCCGCCCGCCGUAACGCGGCUGUGGACCGACUACGAGCGCGACUACGGGUCACUGGACACAGCGAGGGAGUGCUACGACGCUUGCGAGGUUAAGUUGAAGGAGUGGAAGGAAACUUACCAAGCGAUGAAGGACAAAAUGAUCGGAAAGAAACAGAAAGGCAAACAGACAGACAAGAAGGGGAAAUUCGAUAAGAAGAAAAAGAAGAAAGAUGAUGAGCAGCCGAAGAACAAGAAUAAGCGAAAGUCUGACGAAAACGUUGAAGGCACUGAAACAAAGAGGAAAAGGGACAACGAUAUGGAAGUUGAGGAGAGUGGGGAGAAGGAAUUUGUGGAGGAGCAAUCGGGUAGCGGACGGAAAAGGACCCACGAUGAAGACAAUAACGAAGACGCAGAAACGAAACGCCAAAAGACUGAGUCAUCAAGCGGGCGAUCAGUGGGCACAAGAGACGCUUGCACACUUUUUGUCAGCAAUUUGGACUUCAAAGUGGACGAGCAAAAAUUGCGUGAUAUUUUAUCUAAAUUCGGUGACAUUGUGUCGUUGAGAGUGAAGAGCGGCAACAAGGCGUUCGGCGGAUCUAUUUGUUACUGUCAAUACAAGACACCUGCUUGCGUAGAGGAAGCUCUGAAGCACGACCGUACACCUUUAGAAGGGCGGCCGAUGUUCUUCUCACGAUAUUCGGCGAAGAAAGUGAAGGCUACCUUCAAAUAUUCGACGGAAGCGGAGAAGAACAAAUUGUUUAUAAAGAAUCUGCCAUACUCGCACUGUGCUAAGGAGCCCCUCACCGAUAUAUUUGAUAAAUAUGGCAAACUGAAGGAUGUCAGGAUUGUCACAUUCAAGGACGGUAACCCGAAAGGUUUAGCUUACGUCGAGUACGAAGACGACGAUGCAGCAUCGAAAGCGAUCGCAGCCACCAACGGUUUGUUGAUCGGUGACCGGCAUAUAGAAGUAGCGGUCAGUCAACCACCGCCCAAAUCUGGUGCCACACCUACCCUCGGACUGCCCAAACGUGAACAGGGACAGGGCAUGCGACGGACGCAGCUCAGCAGUUUCAUCCCAAGCGUGUUACAAAAGCCUGUCGCUAGCACGUCGACAGCUAACGGGCACAAUGAUGCCGAGAAACGGCCUCUAUCCAACACAGACUUUAGAAACUUACUGCUCAAGAAGUAG
Diatraea saccharalis (sugarcane borer) is the source of this 2951-nucleotide messenger RNA. The record is from the annotation of a GenBank genome assembly. Lineage: Eukaryota; Metazoa; Arthropoda; Insecta; Lepidoptera; Crambidae.